ACUCACAUUAACAAUUUGACUUUGUGAAUGCCUUCACUUCACUCAUUUGUAUUUUAAACAUUCACCACCACAACCAUCGCACUACCUACUUACCCAAGUCAAUCCUUUCGUUUCCACCCAGGUCACUACCACCACCACCACCACCACCAGAUUAAUGCACGACCUCGAAACCCUCAACACCGGCGGCUACGCCUCCACCACUCACCUAAAACUCACCUGCCCGCUCCCCUCGGGCCUGCCCCCCGCCAUCCUCACCCUCGGCGCCACUCUCACGCACCUCGACCUUUCCGGAACCGGCCUCUCCUCCCUCCCCUCCGAAUUCAGCACCUCCCUACCCAACCUGCGCAUCCUCUUUCUCUCUUCCAACAACUUUUCCACUUUUCCCUCCGUCUUGGCACAAUGCCCUUCCCUGGAGAUGAUCGCCUUUCGCUCCAACAGAAUGACUUCCAUCCCGGAAGGUUCCUUGCCGACCAAAACACUCAGGUGGUUAAUCUUGACAGAUAACCAGAUCUCCACCCUACCCGAGGACUUGGGCAAGUGCGAGAGAUUGGAAAAGUGCAUGUUGGCUGGAAACCAGCUAUCGAGCUUGCCAGAGUCUAUGGCCACGGGAUGCAAGAACCUGGCGCUACUAAGGUUGAGCGCGAAUCGGUUCGAGACGCUUCCAGAGUGGUUGUUUGACUUGCCCAAGCUGGCGUUCUUGUCGUUUGCAGGGAACCCUUGUGUCGAGAAGCAAACGGCCGCAGCGACGGCCAAGGCGGGGACGAGGUUUGAUCUGGAGAAGAUCCAGUGGAAGAACUUGGAAGUGCAGGAGACGCUGGGCGAGGGGGCGUCGGGGGUGAUUUCAAAGGGAUUGUGGAAGCAGAGCGCCGAGUAUGCCGAGGAGGUGGCGAUCAAGGUGUUCAAGGGCGGCGUGACGAGCGAUGGGACGCCCAGGGAUGAGAUGGCUGCAGUAUUGGCGGCGGGGUUUCAUGAGGGGUUGAUUACGGUUUUGGGGAAGGUGGUUGGGCAUCCUGAUGAGGUUGUUGAGGGUGCUGUUGCUGCUGAAGAGAAAAAAGAGAAAAGGUUCCAGGGAGGGAUCGUGAUGCAGUUGAUUCCAGAGUACUACGCGGCUCUGGGGCUGCCGCCUUCUUUCGAUACGUGCAGCCGCGACUGCUUCCCCGAGGAUGCCUCGCUGAGCGCGGCCGAGGCGUUGGGCAUGUUGACGGGCAUUGCUGGAGCGGCUGCUCAUCUCCACCAGAGGGGAAUUGCUCAUGGAGAUUUAUAUGCGCACAACAUUCUGGCGAGCAAGGCGGACAGACAUGCCUUGCUGGGAGACUUUGGUGCUGCUACAAUCUAUGGCACGGACGAGGAGGUCUACGCUGGCAUGGAGAAGUUAGACGUUUUGGCUUUUGCGCAUCUGUUGGAGGAUGUGCUUGGUUUGAUCAGGAGGGAGACGGAGAAGAAGUCGACGAAGACCCCAGAGGCGGAGACUGCCAUUGUUGUCGCUGCCGAUGCGGCUCCUCCUCCCUUUAGAGACAGCAGCGAACUCACGGAAGAGGAAGAGGAGGCCAUUGUUCAAGGGUUGGAGAGACUGCAGAAGCAGUGCGCUGACCCUCAAGUCAACUCGCGCCCGUCGUUUGAGGACAUUGCGGUGGAGUUGGAGGACUUGGUUGGCUUCCGAGGUAUGAUGCGUAUUCCGAUUCCCAACCUCAGCUAAGCGCGGUGUUUGUGGGUUUUGCAAACAUGUAUCUUCCUUAUCUCUUGAUCUUGUCCGCUGGUUACGCUUCGCCUCUUCUAUGUGUAACAACAAGCGAGCAAGCAAUGGAAACCCACAUCAAGCAAGGGAAUUAUGG
This is a messenger RNA of Neurospora hispaniola, 1832 nucleotides long. Its product is annotated as outer arm dynein light chain 1. Bases 155 to 1696 code for a protein of 513 amino acids. The record is from RefSeq and is a predicted model, not a curated record. NCBI's taxonomy places the organism in Eukaryota, Fungi, Ascomycota, Sordariomycetes, Sordariales, Sordariaceae. Gene Ontology annotation, biological process: protein phosphorylation. The transcript has 2 exons. Gene Ontology annotation, molecular function: protein kinase activity; protein binding; ATP binding.